CCAUUUUGGGACGGACUGACUGACUGGAGCGAGGAGUUUGUGCGCGCGGCGGGGGAGAAGCGGCGGCAAAAAGGAGCUUUCAAAAUUCGGGACCCCGUUUCAGUCGUGAGCUUUGCCGGGACUUGGCUGGCAGGUGAUUUGGAUUCUGAACGUGAGUCUGGAUAUUUUUCAACGUGUUGCUUCAGUUUAUGAAGGAAAACUAGAUGGAUGUUGACCUCUGCUUCAGUCGAAGGAAAACCACUGACUAAAAAUCGAACUGGGAUUAUAACUUGUUCAGUCACUUUUCCAUACAGACAUUGCUGAAGUACAGAAUCCCAUUUGGGAUGUUCUUGAACGUUUGAUUUUUUUUUCUCUCUCUCUCCCUUCCCUCAUUUAAAUUCAAGACAUCAUCUUGGACUAAUUUUGCCUCUAUGGAAUGGAUAAUUAUAUAAAAUUCUUAGGCUCUGCAUGUUGUUUUCAAAACGUAUUUUGUUCAGAAGUUUCAGGCAUAACUGAAAUUAACUUGUUUUAAACACCCAAGUCUAGAAGUUUACUUUAAAUGUAGCUUUUGAGCCUUCUAAUCUUGGUUCACAGCAAGCGUUAUUUCAUUUGUUAAGAAACCUGAGUUGAAACCUGUUUUCUAAAUGAAGAGAUUAAGAGCUUUCUUUUUCAUUUGCAUUUUUUAGUAUUUUUUGAUAUGGUGUAAAGCAGCAAUAUGGGAAUAUUGAGAUAGCUGCUGCAUGCAGAUGCCUAAAUUGACUCUAAGAAAUGUACUUCAUUUCAGAUGCAGAAUUUGACUUUUCAGUUCUGCUCUUUGUAUCAUAAAAGGUGUAUUUAUUUCAUCUGGAACUGAUGUUCAUGAUAGUCAGAUAUAUAUGGAAUAGCAAACUGAAGAAAUUUCAAAAGAUAAGACAAGCUGUCAAAAUCAGACUUGUCUGACUUUUGGAAAUAUUUUUUUGGUAUUCUUAAAUGUGAAGAAUGGGUAGCUGAUUUCCAGCUGUCAGCCCUGUAUUACAUAACUACGGAUGUAGUAUCUUUUAGGAACUCAGGAUAUUAUUUGCAAGGGAAGCAAACUGGAAGACGCAAAUCACGGACAAUUAAUGCCAAUCUGUGCAGUUCUCUUGGAUUUUGUUUAUUUUCCACAGAAUCCAGUGCUGCCUCAAAGACUAUGUAAAAUGGACAAAACAACCUAGUCCAGAAGUAUUUGCCAUGAGGUGUUGAAGCCUUGUUUCACUGAUUUGGAGAGACUGGACCUAAAUGGCGCAGCAUGACUUUGCUCCAGCCUGGCUUAGUUUUCCUACUCCACCAUCAUCAUCAAAGACAUCACUGAAUUUUGAGAAGCAUUCUGAAAGCUUUCCAUGGACAGAGAAUCGUUAUGAAGUUAACCGUAGGCGGCACAACUCUUCUGAUGGAUUUGAUCCUAGUAGUGGCCGUGCAAAUGGAGGGCAUUUGGGUAGAAAAGAGAGAAAUGGUUGGCGUUCGCAAGGCAGAAAUGGUGCUGAAAACACAAACCACAGAGGGGGAUACCAUAGUGGAGGUUCACGUGCUCGCACCAGCAGCUUUCAUUCUGGAAAAAGCCAAGGUUUACAUGAAAGCAAUGCAACUGAAUGUGAGACUCUGAAAAAGGAUGACAAAGAAGAGCCCAAACAAUUUGAAGCUGAAGAUUUCCCUUCCCUGAAUCCUGAAUAUGAGAGAGAACCAAACCAGAAUAAAUCAUUAGCUGCCGGUGUUUGGGAAUAUCCUCUGAAUCCUAAGUCUAGAUCUCCACGAAUGCUGGUUAUUAAAAAAGGCAGCACAAAAGAUUUACAGAUAUCUGGAUUCCCAGUGGGAAAUGUUCAUUCUCAGUCAGUUAAGAAUGGAAUUGGUACAAGUGUCUAUAAAGGUUUAGUCCCAAAACCUGUCAUUGCGCCAGCAAAAACUGCACAGUGGAAAAGCCAAACAAAAGAAAGCAAACUUGGGCCUCCAUUUACUCAUGAUUCUGCAUAUGGUAUUGGAAACUUUAGUGCUUUCAAAUCUACUGCCAAGGCUGUUGGAUCACAGAGUUCAGUGAAAGAGUGUAAUCGGUCAAAUUCUUCCUCCCCGGUUGAUAAACUUGGUCAGCCCCGCUUAACCAAAUUGACACGAAUGCGCACUGAUAAGAAGAGUGAGUUCUUGAAAACAUUGAAACGGGAUCGAGUGGAAGAGGAACAUGAUGAGAAUUGUGUGGGGCAAGAGAAGGAGGAUGAUGAUGAAUUUAAUUUACAUAACAGCAACAAUAGUCACCAAGAGAGAGACAUAAAUCGAAAUUUUGAAAAUGAAAUUUCUCAAGAGAAUAGAAAUGCUGCAAUAAUGUCCCAGCAGAUCAUCCGGUCUUCAACAUUUCCACAGACCAAUGUCCUUUCAAGCUCGCUUGAAGCAGAGCAUCGAUUGUUAAAGGAGAUGGGUUGGCAGGAAGAUAGUGAAAAUGACGAGACCUGUGCUCCAUUAACAGAGGAUGAAAUGAGGGAAUUUCAGGUCAUUAGUGAACAGUUGCAAAAAAAUGGCCUUAGAAAAAACGGUAUUUUAAAAAAUGGCCUCAUCUGUGACUUCAAAUUUAGUCCUUGGAAAAACAGCACUUUCAAACCAACACUUGAGAGUGAAGACACAGAGACAAGCAGCAGUGACACAUCAGAUGACGAUGAUGUAUGAAGAUUGCCUGAGAGCAUGAGGGUUUCCGUCUUGCAUCUCGUGCAGUUUGAGAAGGAGUUGUUCAAAAGAGGGGAGAACUAUAAUUUUAUGUAGUGAUAUGCCCCAUUAGAGGAAGGAUCUUUGGGACUCCUCGUGAAGGAACCUAAGAAUGUUGUGCUGAUGCGCUUUGAACAUGACUAUAAAUUUCUUUGUAAAUGGAUGUUGUAGAAAUGAGGACUUUGCCCUGACAUUGACUUUGUUCAUCACUGCAGCAUUUCUCUGACUAGCAAUGUGACAAUAUAAGAGAAUGAGAUUUUCUCAUUUAAUAAUAAAAAAAGAUUAUGUAC
Messenger RNA from Varanus komodoensis (Komodo dragon), 2972 nucleotides. It is a transcript of the gene GPBP1, whose product is annotated as GC-rich promoter binding protein 1. The record is from RefSeq and is a predicted model, not a curated record. NCBI's taxonomy places the organism in Eukaryota, Metazoa, Chordata, Lepidosauria, Squamata, Varanidae. Gene Ontology annotation, biological process: positive regulation of DNA-templated transcription; DNA-templated transcription. The transcript has 13 exons. Gene Ontology annotation, cellular component: nucleus. The coding region runs from base 1237 to 2646 and encodes 469 amino acids. Gene Ontology annotation, molecular function: RNA binding; DNA binding.